AUGAAGGGGAAGUACACUGAAAAUUUGACGAGACACAUAAAAAGAGAGCACGCCGACAUUUCCGAGGAAAUUAUUGGCGAAAAAAUAGGCAAGAAUGACUCCAACCAAAAUGAUAUUACGCAAUACAUUGUGAGCAAACCACCAUCAGCUACAGUGAGCGUUGCAAAGCAAGAUUUGGUAGAUGGUUGUAUCGAGCUAGUCACAAAAAAUGGACGGCCACUUAAACUAAUGGAAGAUAGCGGGUUUCGAAAAAUAAUAGAUCCCUUGUGCAAAGCUGUUGGCAUUUCAAUCAAUCGCCUAAAUAUAAAGGAAGAAAUCUUAAAAAGGGCAGCCAAAUUGCGAUCUGUAAUGACAUCUAAACUUGAUAAUCGCCUACUUUCCAUAAAAGUGGACUGCGUUAGUCGGUUAGACAGGUCCAUAAUUGGAAUCAAUCCACAGUACAUUGAAAAUGGCGAUAUUAUAAUACACACUCUGUCAAUGAAGCAAAUAUUUGUGAAGCACACUGGCUUGAACUUGUCGAAUAUAAUUGUAGACGUGCUAAAAUCAUUUGAAAUAAAUAUGGACAGAAUUUACUCCAUAACUGUCGACAAUGCGGCGAAUAUGAUAUGCGUCGGAAAGUUUCUCAAUAAAGCUCAAAGCUUCCAUCAAAGUCAACGGUUGCAUAUUGAAGAAGGAAAUGAAGUUGUUGACGCAGAUUCACAAG
This is a messenger RNA of Rhagoletis zephyria (snowberry fruit fly), 703 nucleotides long. RefSeq lists its product as uncharacterized. NCBI's taxonomy places the organism in Eukaryota, Metazoa, Arthropoda, Insecta, Diptera, Tephritidae. The record is from RefSeq and is a predicted model, not a curated record.